GGAAUUUGUCGUCUAGUCAAACUUUAGCUACAAUCGCGUGUGGUUGCAUUGCACACCUCUAACCGGCACAUCACAACGGGGUUAAUUCGGUCAUCAAAAAAUUGCAACAACUGCUGUAAGAAGAAGCAUCAACCAGCCAAGUGUUUAGUGAGUGGGCUUUGGUGAACCGUAGCAGUGCAGAAACAAUAAAAAUGGCCAACAACAUCGGUUUUGCGUCCCAUCGUAGGCUUAAGGAAAAGAAACAACCACCAACGCACCAACCUGCUGGCUUCGUAGUAGACGCUUCUGUGGCUCACCCACCAAACGACGCUGUUGAUGAUGGCAAUCAGCCUCCUCAGCAAUCGGUUGAUCAGCAUGAACAAAAUCCUGGUGCUGUAUCUAACCCGGCCAUUAUCAGCAGCCCGACUGCUGAAAGUCCGAAAAGUAAGCAAGAAACCGGUUGCGUCGGGAUCGUGGAAGAAAAGAUCACCAGCCGUUGCUGGUUCGAAGAACUCAACACCGAAGACAAAUUGGAGUACCAGUUCUUCCCGGUCAGCAAAGGAGUGGUCAACUUCAAGGUUCGCGCUCCGAACGAUGCCCAUCUGGCGCUGACCAGCGGCCCAGCAGAAUCCGAACCCAUGCUGGAGGUGUUCAUCGGAGGCUGGAAGAACACCAAAUCGGUCAUCCGGAAGAACCGCGCCAAGCCGGACGUGUGCGAGGUCGACACUCCGGACAUUUUGAACGCGGGCGAGUUCCGGGGAUUCUGGGUCAAGUGGAUGGAUAAUGUAAUCACCGUUGGCAUGGAGGGAGCCGCCGCUGCAUUCCUGUCCUACGAAAAUCCGGAUGCGUAUGACAUCAACUACGUCGGCGUGUGCACCGGAUGGGGAGCAAAUGGAUCGUGGAUCAUUGAACAGAACGAACCGGAACCGUCGGCUCCGGUAGCAGCGGCCCUGGUAUCGUCCAAUGCGGCUUGCUGGAUUCCAGCGGCCAACGGAGAAGUUCCUCCGAAUGCUGUCGUCGGAGGAGCGGACGGCGAAGACAUGUACAUUGCACGUGCCCAGCACGAGGGAGCCAUUAUUCCGGGCAAGCUGGUUCCUUCGCAUGGAGUAGCGUACGUAGCUUGGGGUGGAGUGGAGAACCCCAAAGAGGAAUACGAAGUGCUGUGCGAUGGAAACGGAGUAUUUGUGCCGACCAGCGGUGGAGAAAUCCCUCCAAAUGCCAUUCCAGCGGGCGAAAGUGAAGAUGGGGAGCCUCUCUUUAUUGGGCGUGUUUCGCACGAGGGCACUAUGACGGUUGGCAAGGUCCAACAGUCGCAUGGAGUGUGCUACAUUCCCUAUGGCGGACAGGAGAUGGCUUUCGCCGAGUAUGAGAUCUAUGUUAGCCAGUAGACAUCGCCAGUUCGUCCACUAUAGUAAAACUGGUUUGUGUCAACCGGAUGCCUUAAUGCCAAGCAAUAGGGCCUUUAUGCUUGUCAGACUUUGGAAAGAAAUUUCGCUAGUACGAAAGCUGUAACCACAGAUGCCUGCACAACUUAUUUAUUGUUGAAAUGUAAUGUAAUUUAACUCGGUUUUAUAAUAAAAUCACUUGCUUCCACAGAAUGCUACCUGCAUAAAUCGA
Aedes albopictus (Asian tiger mosquito) is the source of this 1596-nucleotide messenger RNA. RefSeq lists its product as uncharacterized. Lineage: Eukaryota; Metazoa; Arthropoda; Insecta; Diptera; Culicidae. The transcript has 4 exons. Bases 192 to 1367 code for a protein of 391 amino acids. The record is from RefSeq and is a predicted model, not a curated record.